Molecule: messenger RNA, 1610 nt
Organism: Diatraea saccharalis (sugarcane borer)
Lineage: Eukaryota; Metazoa; Arthropoda; Insecta; Lepidoptera; Crambidae
Source: the annotation of a GenBank genome assembly
UAUAUCGCGGGAAACAUAUAUCGCUUAUUUAUAUCGAUAGUUUUUGCUCAAUCCUAACAUGUAGUACAAACAAUUAUAAUACUACUCUUUGGUAGGACAUCAUAACCACCACCACUUGGGUAAAUUUAAAUUAAAUUAGCAUAAUCUUAUAAUAUACAAAUAGACAAAAUGUUUAGAUUACCGCAAGCUGAAAGAGUUGAUCCAAUGGAAGAAAAACGACAAGCGAGGGAAAAUACUAUAAAUAGCGUUAUCACAUUUUGCGUAUUGUGUGCUGCUAUUCGAGUUGUUGGGUUUGGUAUUAAUUUGGUGAAAGUGGUAAAAGCAAUUAUCGCCGCUAGAUCUACAGCUUGUUGUUGUGACCCAUGUGGUGGUUUCUAAAGCUAUAACAAGAUUUCUUCUAUAUCCAUUAAAAUUGCUCCUUUCAUUCUGGAACAAGGUGGCUUUUAAGAAGAUGCAAUUAUUAGGUUCUCAAGCAAUUAGAAAUACUAGAAACAGAAUUAUGUCCGUUUUGGUUUGAGCUAUUUUAAAAUAAAUUUUACAUUUAUAAAAAACUGAGCAUGAUUUAUUGUUUGUGAUUAAAAUGUAGUAUAGCAAUAUACUUUUUAUUUAAGAAAUACUUUCAUGUACUGUAAUAACUAAUAGAAAAUAAAUGUUAAUUUGAGAAUUUGGGUUGGUUUAUUAUUUUAUUGUACAACUUAAAAAAAAAAAGACUGAUUUAUAGUGUGAUUAGUUGAUUUUUUUAAAUCAGGGAAUAGGGAAGAGUAGUAAUAAUACGCCUUUUUUUAAUAAAUUACACUGAAGUUUAUUCCUCAUCCUGAAUACAAUACAUAUUGACCAACGUUGCUCAUUUACUCGCCAUUAUGUCACAACUUUAUUACAAUUCACUCAACAUACAUUAUGUUAUGCCCAAGGAGAACAUUCGCGUUUUAUUUUCCAUUUAUCUAGUUACAAAAUUCUAAAAUUUGAUAAUACAGUGAAAUUUAAGCAAUCUUACAGUUUAUCACUAAGUCCAUUUAGCAUCGAAAAUAAACGAUCAUGAUAUCAUUAAUAAAAAAUUGAUUUAAGUUCUUCAUACAUAUAAUAUAUAUUUAUAUAUUUUUACAAUUCAACUAAAACACUGCAGGAAGGGGGCAGACCGGGGUGCAACCAUACGUCCGAACGAACACUAUACAUUGUAUACAUUUGUAAAAAGUAUCAAAAUCGAGUAAAAGGCCUACAAAAAAUUAUCUCGAGAUACUAAUAUUCGUUUACGUAGUAUAACCUAAAAUUGACCUAUUUAACACUGGAGUCGCCGAGCACGACGGAUCUAGCGUUAAAGGGUAACGAAGAUAGGUAUUUUAACUAUUUGGCUUAAUUAUAUUUAUAUGAGAUGAGCACGAAACGAAAGCGGUGCGAACGGAGCGCCGGCGCGUGCGCGAUACGAAUGUGGUGACAGGCUAGUCCACUAGUCCUCCGCCUCUUCGUCCUCGGACUCCUGCUGUUGCAGCCACGUCAGCCACGUGUUCACCUGUAAAAAACAACAGUAUAUUAUAUAUAUAUAUAUAAUAGUAUAGUUCAGUUUUUAAUUUUAAUUCUAUUAAAAUAAAAUCUACACUGUUGCUUAACGUUCU